AUAUAUUAAAAUAAACAAGAGCUAUGACGAUGCUCGCGAUGGCGCGAGGCUCAGAGGACAGAAGGGAGGAAGAGGCCGAGGCGGAAUCGGAGGCCAACGGGGAGGUUGACGUUGUAGGCGUAGAAGAGGCCGCGCCCGUGGACUUGACGAGGCGCUUGGGGCUCACGAGGCCCCCCGACCGACCCGCGAUUGCAUUUUCCGUGGAAAAUAUCUUGGACCCCACGAAGUUUACCGGUCGGUCAGAGGUGCCGCUGCGAUAUGACGAGACCUACUGGAGGCCGCAUUACGAUAGGGACGAUAGCGAUUCCGUAAAAGACCACCUCCAACACUCGGACCUAGAAGCGGACGAUGUGGAAACAGACGACCAAACUUCCAACAUGGAUGACGAUAUCCUCACCCAAUCAGACCUCGACGAAAACGGUGACCCCAAGAGCCCAACCAGUUCUGGCUCCAAAAAGAAGAACGGGUCCUCUAGGGACUCCAAAGGGGGCACGAAACCCAGAAGAGCACGAACUGCGUUUACUUACGAACAGCUGGUGUCUUUGGAGAAUAAGUUCAAGACUACUAGAUAUCUUUCUGUUUGUGAAAGGCUUAAUUUGGCGCUGAGUCUUAGUUUAACGGAAACUCAGGUUAAAAUCUGGUUCCAAAACCGUCGAACGAAGUGGAAAAAGCAGAAUCCAGGGAUGGAUGUAAACAGCCCGACCGUGCCGCCGCCUCCAGCGGGGGCCUUCCCUUCAGGCCCCUAUCCAGGGGGCCUGCUCUACUCCCACGGGGUCCCCUACCCCUUCACGGGCCCUGGACCUUACGCCCCAUACUUCCACCACCUAGCUGCUAACCACCAUCAUAGCCAUGGUUCGUUGGGCCAUUCCCAUACGUGAUUAUGGCAACGACCUGGGUCCCAAGACCCUAGGGUCGACAAGGAAAACGAAAAUGUACUUUCGAAUUAGUGGUGACUUUAAUAAACAAUUAUUAUAUUAUUAAAAUAGUGUUACGUGGUUUUACAUGCUUAAAUUAUGAUAUUGGACAGUGAGUGAUUUUAAUUGAUAAGUAAUUUUAAUGUAAAUAAUAUAAAUUAUUAU
Maniola jurtina (meadow brown) is the source of this 1079-nucleotide messenger RNA. RefSeq names its product homeobox protein slou (gene slou). NCBI's taxonomy places the organism in Eukaryota, Metazoa, Arthropoda, Insecta, Lepidoptera, Nymphalidae. Gene Ontology annotation, biological process: cell differentiation; regulation of transcription by RNA polymerase II. Gene Ontology annotation, cellular component: nucleus. Gene Ontology annotation, molecular function: DNA-binding transcription factor activity, RNA polymerase II-specific; RNA polymerase II cis-regulatory region sequence-specific DNA binding. The coding region runs from base 24 to 878 and encodes 284 amino acids. The transcript has 3 exons. The record is from RefSeq and is a predicted model, not a curated record.